AUGAAUCAAAAUCAAGCAUUGAAUAGGCUCAGAAAGGAGUUGGCACAGAUCAAGAAAAAUCCGAUUGAACACAUUGAAUGCUCGCCUUUGGAAAAUAAUUUAUUUGAAUGGCACUAUGUCAUCCAUUCAUUGCCCUAUGAUCCAUAUAAAGGUGGUUUUUAUUACGGAAAAAUUGUGUUUCCUGUGGAUUAUCCGUACAAGCCACCAAGCAUUGAACUAAUCACUCCGAAUGGUCGAUUCAAAACAAAUACAAGAAUCUGUAUGAGCAAUACAAAUUUCCACAAAGAAAGUUGGAAUCCUCUGUGGAAUGUUGGCUCAAUAUUACAAGGAUUUUUAAGCUUCAUGUUGGAAGAGGACGCAACCACUUAUGGAUCCAUGACUUCCACUUCCGAAGAGAAGAAGCGUCUGGCCAAGAGCAGUGCUGAGUUUAACUCUAAAAUUCCAUUGUAUUGCAAAUUGUUUCCUGAAUUGGUUGAAUUGGCAAAGAAAAAUGCUCGAGAAGAAGCACGCCAAGCUGUUGGAUCUUCAAGACAAGACAGCACUUCAAACUCAACUAUUGAGGAAGCAAGUCACUCUGGAAAUUACUUGUACUCGUGGAUUUUAGCAAUUAUUGUUCUGCUUAUUGUAAUUUACAUUGCAAAGUGA
Naegleria lovaniensis is the source of this 645-nucleotide messenger RNA. RefSeq lists its product as uncharacterized. The transcript has 3 exons. The record is from RefSeq and is a predicted model, not a curated record. Bases 1 to 645 code for a protein of 214 amino acids. NCBI's taxonomy places the organism in Eukaryota, Heterolobosea, Eutetramitea, Acrasida, Naegleriidae.